Biomphalaria glabrata is the source of this 1438-nucleotide messenger RNA. RefSeq lists its product as uncharacterized. The record is from RefSeq and is a predicted model, not a curated record. The transcript has 6 exons. Lineage: Eukaryota; Metazoa; Mollusca; Gastropoda; Planorbidae. Bases 341 to 1192 code for a protein of 283 amino acids.
GCUAAGCAUUACAAUCGUGUCAACUUUAAAUCCUGAACAUCAUUGCGACAUUUCCGCCAUUAGAUUUAAUCUGAACAAAAAAACGUUGUCCACAAUGGCGUGUAGGUGUAAGACGUCGGUCACUUGAACUCAUUUGAACAACACGUUUCCUGACUCGUCAGAGCUCGUUCAUUGUUACUCUAAACAAAAAUAAAUAAAGCAAACAUGAGUAAUGUGUACUCGCUGCACGCAGUCCAUCUAUGUUGUCAAAUAAUCUAACAGAAGUCAACCUCUGAAACACAUCGGUGGAUUCACAUAAGUACAAUAAAUUGUCGAUGCUAAAUACGUUACAUUUGAAAAAAUGAAAACAACAUCUACAAUGAAAACAACAUCUACAAUGAAAACAACAUCUACAAUGAAAACAACGAAUCAAGUCACUUUGAAUACAACAGGUACUAAUGUCUCUGGAGUACUAAAGACAUUAACAUCGUCUCUUCGGACUGACAGCAGGCCAACACGUAAGAGUCUACCAAACAAAGCCAAACUUCAAACUGCCUAUAUAGCUAUGUCAUUGAUGGGAGUGAUAACAUUUAUCGCUAUUACCUUGUUGAUAAUCGUCUGCGUCUUUUAUGUCUACCAAAUUCCGGUACCUGUAAAACUUCAAAAGUUAUUGAGCCGAUUUAAAGUAACAAGAUUUGUUAGAGACAGGCCCAGAACCACAUUACCAAAUCAGUGUAAUGCCAUCAUAGAUGUUCACAAUAGCGAAGUGGAUCAAUUUCUUCUGUUUGAUCUGGAUACCCCAACAUCUGUAGUAUCCAAUACAGUGAUAGAUACAAAGUACAGUGACAUAGAUGUUAGCGAUGAUGAACUCUACAUCAACAGUCCUUCUUUGAGCAGUUGUCACCUACUGCAGACACAAAAAGAUGUUGCUGUCAAAGUCCCUUUAAAUCCGCUCCUAAAGAGCCAAAUAUUUUCUGGCUCGGAGCCAACACUAAAUUACAAACAGAAAACUUAUGUCUCCAGAGUCAAGAAGAAUUUAUUUCAUUAUACAAACUGUCGAAUACGUGAGGACCAAACGAAAUUCAAUCUUCAAUGUCUGGAGUCUAAAAGCACUAGUGACAUCUACAGCAACAGUCAAGAAGCUACACAAGUCUAUUCUCACCUGCACGACUUCACCCAGUUCCAACAGAGUCCCAAUGUUUACAACGGAUGAUGAGAAGACAAGUCAAUGAAGACAUUUUAUAGCCAGAUGUGACAUUUUAUAGCCAGAUGUGACAUUUUAUAGCCAGAUGUGACAACAUUUGUAUUUCUAAACAUAUGAAAAUUGUGAUGAUUUUUUUUUUCAGGAAAACAAAUUAAUGUAAUCAUUGAAUAGCUCGUCAAUUUUGUAAGCGAGAGUCAGAAAACACAAUUAAAAUUUCUGUGAGAAAUCAGAGAAAAAUAAAAAUGAUAAGCAUAA